Messenger RNA from Sus scrofa (pig), 2671 nucleotides. The record is from RefSeq and is a predicted model, not a curated record. Lineage: Eukaryota; Metazoa; Chordata; Mammalia; Artiodactyla; Suidae.
GCCGCACGUGGCUGCGACGCGAUGCCCAAAUCCAAGCGCGACAAGAAAGUUUCCCUAACCAAAACUGCCAAGAAGGGCUUGGAACUGAAACAGAACUUGAUAGAAGAGGUAAGAGCUUGUUCUUUUUGUUUUUCCAGACCCAGUAUUUGGUGUAUAAAGGUGGGUAUAGGGCUGUCAAGGAAACAUACUGUUUUUUUAAAGAAAAAGAAAAAAACUCACCAGGUGCUCUGAUCCAGCCUCCUUUUCCUCCAGCAGCAGCAGCAGCAAUGAAAACUCCCAUAGUGGUGGUUUCCAGCUUUGGUUGAACUCUUGCUGUGCCCUGCACGGCACUGUCUCAUAGGUGAAACAUCCUUGUGAGGUACAUGCUGGGUGGCCUUAGUGCUAUUUUGCUCUCUGAUGACUGAAGCUUACAGAGCUUGGUUCAGUCCACCCAGUGUCAAAAAGCCAGGGGUCACCAGGUGUGGAUACAUGCACCAACCCACUGUCUGCACUGCCUCGGGGCUGCAGGCUGGGCAAGAGCGGGCUCUCCUGCACAACGAUGCCAUCUCCUUGAGACUGUUUCACUGUGGCUGCAGCCAGCAACGUGCGGCCGGCAGGGCCCAUGAGCCGACUCCCCUUAGGAGUAAAUUACAAGGCUGUGUAUGUUUCCACAUAGCAGGAGAGCCUUCCUCCUGUAGCUGAGGUUCUAGGUUGUCAGCAGUUACUGGACAGAGCAAAGAGCACUGGUCCAUUGCACUGCUGGCCAUAGGAAGUCGGACCUGGGAAGAGUGGGAUCUUGACUGGUGGCUCCAUGUCCCCUGCACUUGGCCAGCGUGCCUACUUUGUGUCAGGGCAGCCCCGGUGCUCGGUGACCCUGGCUUCGGUAGCAGAGGUGAGGGGGAGCCGGCCUGCUUAGAGGCUCCAAACGUCCGUGGAUGUGAGAGCCCUAGAGCAGACCUUCCCAUCUGAGGCCAGAGGAUCGCCCAACCCCUGCCGCCCCUUGGACUCCAGAGUCCCAUGAAUUGUCCCGCAGCUGCGGAAAUGUGUAGACACGUACAAGUUUCUCUUCAUCUUCUCCGUGGCCAACAUGAGGAACAGCAAGCUCAAGGACAUCCGCAACGCCUGGAAGCACAGCCGGUGAGCAGGCAGGGCACGGCGGGCCUGCGCGCCGAAGGGACCAGGCUGUUCGCAAGGCACAGGGGCGGUUAGUGACCCUGGGGUACCUGGGUCACCAGUGGCGCCUUAAUAAGGACACGGUGUCACACCCCUGUGUGUGACAGGGUGUGAAGAGCACUUGUUAACUGUUAAAUCUGUUCUUGCACAGGGAUGGGGUGGGUGGACUUGGGAGUUGUUCAAGGACUGUUUGAGCAGUGAGCCCCCCAGGAGAGGGGGCUCCCCUAACCCUGAGGUCUGGUCCCUUAAAGAACACCCCGCCAGCUCUGGCUUAGACCAUUAAAUGGGCCUCUUGCAUACAUCGAGACACACUCAAUGGCCUGAGACAGAUUACUGUGCGUGUCCGGCUCUGUGCAGGAAAAUAACAAGAGGGACAGCAGGCGGGCUGCAUGGAAAAGUGGGAGCCUCUGGGCACACCUCCUGGUACAAAACGGCCUGGCUUGGGCUCCAGAACUGGAGCUGGUUUGCACUUAACUGGGGAGAGGGCAGGACAGCUCUUUCAUGGACCCCUCUUUUUCUCUGUAGGAUGUUUUUUGGCAAAAACAAAGUGAUGAUGGUGGCCUUGGGUCGGAGCCCAUGUGAUGAGUACAGAGACAACCUGCAUCAGGUUAGCAAGAAGUUGAGGGGUGAAGUGGGUCUCCUUUUCACCAACCGCACGAAGGAGGAAGUAAACGAGUGGUUCACGAAAUACGGGGAGAUGGACUACGCCCGAGCAGGGAACAAAGCAACGUUCACCGUGAACCUGGACCCGGGGCCCCUGGAGCAGUUCCCUCACUCCAUGGAGCCUCAGCUGAGGCAGCUGGGCCUGCCCACUACCCUCAAGAAAGGUGUGGUGACCCUGCUGUCAGACUACGAGGUGUGCAAGGAGGGCGACGUGCUAACCCCAGAGCAGGCCCGCAUCCUGAAGCUCUUUGGGUAUGAAAUGGCCGAAUUCAAGGUGACCAUCAGGUACAUGUGGGAUGCGCAGUCUGGGAGGUUCCAAGAGAUGGGCGACGACUUGCCAGAGAGCGCGCCAGAGUCGGAGGAGGAGUCAGAGGAAGACGACGACGACGACAGCUGAUGGGCGCCUGGGACCGCCCCGCCCAUCCCAGGUCUCAGCCUGACGGGACCACGUGGGACUGCCGCUUCCUCUAGAGGGAGCAGCGUUUGUUCUGUGGAUGAAGACGCAGGAGGGUGACAGGGACAGGCUCUCUUGAUAAAUAAUAAAAGCUUUUUGGCAGGGUGUCUCCCUGUAGACAGCAAGAGGGACUUCGCUUGGGAAGAAAGCCUCCGGACUUGUUUGGACUCCCAGGAUUUUGUUCACAUCAAGCCAGUUUCCAGCACUGGCUCCUGUGUGACCAGGCUUCUCUGGCCCUUGGUGCCCCUGGCUUGACACUGGGAUUUGCAGAGGAAAGCAGGUGCCUGGCCACCGCCCCUCUUCCUACCCCUUCUCCCACCCCCUCCCUCCCAGACCAGGGCCGAGGAGGAUCUCGGCAAUGACCAGAAUAAAGCCACUGCUGAAACCCAGCAGACAGAAAUG